CAAUAACUCAGAGAGGAAGGUGGAAGUGAGAGAGAGAGGGAGAGAGGGAGAGACACUGGGAGUCAUAUGGCCUGCAGCUCAUUUCAGAGAUAGUGACGAACAGAGCGCUCACUCUGUACUCCUACCGAUUAUUACACCGGAGUGUGCAGAGGAUGUGUCAUAGCUUUUUGGGAUAUUUUCUAUAAAUUACUAUCACGAAAGGACAUAACAAUAUAUCGCAUUUGAGAAAACAUCUGAGUGACAAUGCCAGAGGAGAAAGUGUUUCAGCAGCCGGCUGUCCACAGCCCUCUGGAGCAGCAGAAGCAGAAGCAAAAGCAGGGAGGAGGAGGACCUAUCCCCUGCCAGAACUGUGGGAAGCCCUGCAAAGGGGAGGCACUCCGUGUCCAGAACAAACACUUCCACAUCAAGUGCUUUGUCUGUAAAGUAUGCGGUUGUGAACUGGCUCAGGGAGGUUUCUUUGUGCGUCAGGGUGAAUACAUCUGUACUAUGGACUACCAGCGACUGUACGGGACUCGCUGCUUCAGCUGCCAGGACUUCAUCGAGGGGGAGGUGGUGUCUGCCCUGGGCAAGACCUACCACCCCCGCUGCUUCGUUUGCACCUCCUGCAAACAGCCGUUCCCGGCCGGUGACCGAGUGACGUUUAAUGGGAAGGAGUGUGUCUGCCAAAAGUGUACCCAGCCUCUCCCUGCCAACAGCCCAGCAUCCAUACAGGCUGUCCACAACUGCUGUGGCUGUGGGAAGGAGUUUAAGAAUGAACAGUCUCUUGUUGCACUGGACAAGCACUGGCACCUGGGCUGCUUCAAGUGUAAAGUGUGCAACAAGGUGCUCAAUGCCGAGUACAUCAGCAAGGAUGGAAUCCCCUAUUGUGAGAUGGACUACCACGCCAUGUUUGGUAUCCAGUGUGAGAGCUGCAAGAAGUACAUCACUGGAAAAGUCCUGGAGGCUGGAGAGAAGCAUUACCACCCCACAUGUGCCCGCUGUGCUCGCUGUGAGCAGAUGUUUGCAGAGGGAGAAGAAAUGUACCUGCAAGGAUCUUCUAUUUGGCAUCCUCCAUGCAGACAAGCAGCCAAGCAGGAGGAGAAGAGUAAGAAGCAGGUCCGGAUACAGCUCAGUGACAUCCCUGAGCAACAGGUGACCCGCACUUCAUCUGAGAGCAUCACUUCAGUCCCAGCCUCCAGCGCCUCAGGCUCUCCUAGCAGAGUCAUCUAUGCCAAACUAGGAGAGGAGAUGCUGGACUACAAGGACCUGGCAGCCCUUCCAAAGACAAAGGCCAUAUAUAACAUAGACAGACCUGACAUGCUGUCCUACUCUCCAUACGUCAGCUAUGUAUCUGAGGAGAGGCACUACGGAGAGUCCCCCCAGCUGCUUUCUCCUGCUCCUACUGAGGGUGAUGGGGAGAAAUCACCCCGUCAGCGGAGGCCUUCCAGUCCCAGCUCCAACAGCUCCCUUGGGGGCUACGGACGUUAUACCCCGUCCCGUUCCCCCCAGAAUUACAGCCGACCAGCGUUCAAACAGGACCCCCUGCCUGAUCCUAUGCGUACAACAUCCCUGCACCUCAUUUUACCUCCUCCUAACGGUAAAAACUCCAGUAGUUUUUCUCUUCUUUGUGUCGCCGAUCCUCUAUUGGAAUGGUUAGCAGGUUUUGUGAUGUUGUUGUCCGUAUCGUGGUGUUUCAUGGAGUUCAUCCAGGUACAUUCAUAGGACCACUCAGUUUUUCUCAUUCUGCUUGUUCUGUUCACUUGUGUCUGUGGACAGUGUUAUUGUUGUGCAUGGUUUAACUUGUGUAGUUUGAUGUAGACCUGAGUGUGACCCUGAUGCUAUAGUUUAUUUGGUUUUGGUUGGUUUUGGUUGUCAACUGCAAAUGUUAUCAUCACUAAAUCUUUAUAGCUUUCUUUAAUUUUGUGUUUAGGGAUAUGCAGUUUCGGAAGCAUAUGCAUGUUAGCACAGAGGGUUUUUCAGUUUAACGUUGCCAUUAUCCAUUCAGUGUGAAUCACUAGUUUUCUCCAUUUUGCAUUAGCAAAUAUAGCUUAGUUUACUGGUAGCAACAGACUUUUUGCUUUUUUAAUAGCGUUCAGAUUUUGAUUUUAAAGUGACGGCCCCAAUUUAAAGAGUUUCGACAGCACCCAGGCACUUUCAUACAGGGAAAUUUUCACUUGUAGAUAAUCUUUGCCUCAGAAAAGAUGUUAUUUUUGUGCUAUAUAGAACCCUGACAGCAGGAACACAUUUUUUUGACCUAUGAUUGCUUGAACCAUGGCUGAUUUAAAGGAAGCGAUAGAGAGUGAAAUAGCAUGAGCUUCCAACUCAGUAUUUGCACAGAAAAUCAUGAACACGUGUUUCAAGGUUUUGGUGGUUUUUCCAUGACAGAGUGGAGAGGAUAAGAGGGAAUUCUCCUAGGAGGAAGAUGAAAGAGAGGAGGGGGAAUGAAAUAGCCCAAGUGGGCUGAGCCGUAAUUUGGGGGUCUGAUUGCCAGUUGCAGUGGCAUUUUACAGAUGAGAUGAGACUUUAUUGAUCCACGAGGGGAAAUUUGGUUGUUACAGCAGCCAGCAGAACAAGACAAGUGCUAAAAGUACAGAAAAGAUAUAAAAAGAUAUAAAAGAUUAUCUAUAAUAAUGAUAAUGAUAAAAAUAAUGAAGAAAUACAAGGUUAUAUUUACAGUACAGCAAAUACACAGUCUUGUUCAAUCGGUUCCUAAGAUCCUGUGAAAGAGAGAUAUUAGUUUUCAUGCAACAAGUUCAUGCUUUGAUGAGCUAUCGGAUUUCCUUGGAGGAGUUUCGGUGAUAUUAAGACUUAAGAGACUCUCAGGUCACUUUUGGAAAUUGAGGGAGAGUUGAGGAAAGGAAUUGCAAGCUUGAAUGUGCUAUGUUUUUGUUUAAAAUGAUCUCCCUGAUUCCUUGUUAAUGACGCAACCAUCUUUUAUAUCUUAUCAUUGUGUUAUUGGUGUUGGAUUAAUCACUGGCCUCCACCUUUUGUCAAAUGUGUAAUCCUUUUACAUGAAUUAUAAUGCAUCUCCUCCCUAAACUUUCCAAGCCUCCGACACAUCCUACUUCAGCUCCAUAUGUUUUUAUGGAGGACCUGCCCUACAUUCAGACCUGCACUAACAGUACUGUGGUGUGAUCAUGCGUGCAUUUAUGUGCAUGUGUGCGUGAUUGUGUGUAUGUAUAGGAGAUCACUGGGACCAGCACUAACAGCACUGCUGCGUGAGUCAGUGAUCUCACUCAUUUGCAUCCAGAUUGCUGCCCAGGGUUCCUCGGAGGGUGAAGAGUGUGUGUUCAAUCAGUUAACACUCUCUUAGGUUCACCCCCAGUCUCUCUCUCUGUUUCUUCCUCAAAGCUCUGGAUGUAAAGUGUUUGUUACUCUUUGGCCUUCAGGGUGUCAGUGACUUCAUCACCCAGCCUGCCUGUGACAUAACACAAUGGGGUGGACCCUUGGUUGUUGUCAUAGAUACAAAACACAUACAUACAAGCAAUCAGCAGAAUGUGAAUGUAUGUGACGCUAACAACAAAACACAAAUGGACAAAUGUAACAAACCCCAUUAUUUUGCCAUUAUCUUUUGUUAUUUUGCAGUGAAAACUGUUACGUGAUGAGAACCAACCACUCAUUGACCUAGUGCAGAAAUGUUUUGCAAGAAUUAAAUAUUUAGCUCUCUACUAGAGAGCUGGGGGAUAUUUUACAGUUCAAAUGAAGUGCUGUACAGAACAGCACCAGCUCCUUUUCGCCAGCUGUGUCUGAACAUUUCUGAGGACUUUCCAAAACCAGCAGUCCUGUAGGUGUGAAAAUGGGCUGCUCAAGAACUCUGCAAGGUCUGCGUGAUUCUCUGCAGUGGCUUCAAUUAAUCACUUCAGCAGCUUCAAUGCAGCAUAAAGUAGAUUGUGCCAUAAAACAGUUCAGCUUAUCCUGUGCAAAUUCACAGAGGACUGACCUCAUUCCAGUUAACUUUGUGCAAAGAGUCAUGUGCAAUCAUGUACAGUCAUGUAGGUCAGCUGUCUAUCACAGGGCUGACAACCAGUCACACUCACACCUAGAGGCAGUGGAGGCUUCACACUCCACAUCCUUUGGUCCCUUUUUGUCAGUGGAUCAGUCUGAAAGUGACGUUCAGUCUCUUUAGGAUUUAACAGACGCUUCAGAAAUUGUACGUCUCACUGAAGAGUUACCCCCACCCCUUGAGGAGACUAGUGGCAAUUCCUGCAACUAUUCGCUCUGAUGGAAAAAGUGAACGUGGGCAUAUAUUAUUCUUUUGACCCAGUCACCAAAAAUGAUUUUUCACAAACCACAUAUCUUUUAAAUUUGAUUUGGAAUUUUUCAAUUCUGACACCAAAAUGGCAUUUUUCAGACAGACAAAUUAGAAAGUAAUUAACUUUGUCUUUGCCUCAGCAACAUACUCUCAUGAAAUCUGGAGAUCUCUAGCAAACAAAUUAAGCUAGCAGAUAAAUCUAGUGUUGCUUUGGUUCACCAUGGACAAGCAAUAGCCGCCAGUAAUGUAUUGGUGUUAAAAAUGUCCAGUGAUGAAUGGAGAUGAAGUGACAGGCCCGCUUAGGAGACAGGAAGUGUAUGACAUGUAAUACCACUGGCACAGAUUGAAAGGGUCAUCUUUACACAGAUCAGUACCUUCAAGUCUCAGGCCAUGUUUUGGUGGACUGCUCGAUGCAGGUAAAACAUAGCAGUUACCCCGAGUGGAAGCAUUACAGUGUUGUGACUGCAAGUUACAAACAUCAGCAGAAGUAAUUCAGUCUUGAAUUAGUACUGUUUUUGUCAAGAGGUGAGCUAUGAAGGAAAGGUAUCGAUUUACUGGUCUUCAUUCCAUCCCUCAUCCAAUCGUUGGGUGAAAGAAACAAAACUGGAGAUAUAUGUGGCCAAAGACAGCUUUGUGCAAAGGAUGGGUAGUCCUUUUUCAAAGUGGUGAUUCCCAUGGGCAUUCUGAGGAUGUUGAUGGAUGGAAAGAAGGAUGUUUGGGCUGAGGCUCAACAAUAUCUAUACAAUAUCUAUGGUAAAUAGGUAGCAUUUACAGUUCAGGAUGAUUUUUGUGUCUCAUCAUUUAACAGGUCACCAAAAUCUCAGUAAAAUUUUUCAAGACAAUCUUUCAAUACUGUAAAUACAGUAAAUGGCUGGGUUAUCAAGUCACCUACAUUAUUGUAAUAUUCACAGCUUUGUGUUUGAGAUUUAUCAAUAUGUUUACCUUAACACAGCCUUUUUGCUUCCCCAAUGCCCUUUGUUUACUCCCAAACCUUUUCCUUUUUGGUUUUUGUAUCCAAUGCCCACCCUACUCUGUCCCCA
This is a messenger RNA of Scatophagus argus, 5271 nucleotides long. RefSeq names its product actin binding LIM protein family, member 2 (gene ablim2). Gene Ontology annotation, biological process: cytoskeleton organization; lamellipodium assembly. NCBI's taxonomy places the organism in Eukaryota, Metazoa, Chordata, Actinopteri, Scatophagidae. Gene Ontology annotation, molecular function: actin filament binding. The transcript is spliced from 14 exons. The record is from RefSeq and is a predicted model, not a curated record. Bases 244 to 1701 code for a protein of 485 amino acids. Gene Ontology annotation, cellular component: actin cytoskeleton.